AUGUCCUCGCUUGUGGGCGCUGUAUUUGAACGUUCUGCCACAUCUAAACCGUCAUCUCCUUUUGCACCGGGUCCAUCGAGCGCCGGAUUUCCUCAAGCCACCCAUCGGUCAAAGAAAAGCGCGUUUUCAAAGGCCAGAGAGCAAAAUGUCCAACGUCGGGAUCAUCUCCCAACAGUGGUUCCUUCGCAGCCAAUGCAGCAGCAUGCUGAAGCCGGUCGAAGUCUGGACUGGAGAGAGCAAAUGAGUCGAGAGAAUGAGUAUCGUGUCAGCGCAAUGACGGAGGACGAGCGAGAACAGGAAAAGAAGGAGAUUUUACAGCGGUUUGGCCCGGGCAUUGGGGACAUCUUGAAGAAGGCGCGUGAAGCACGAGAGAGGAAUGUUGCUGGGCCGUCUUCCCCACGAAUCGAGCCACUCCCUUCUGCGCUCGCCUCUCCGUCGCGACCUGCCAGCAGCGCCUCCAAAAAGAUCAGAUUCGCUGAAGUCACUGAGAGCGAUGUGCAUGUGUAUGAAUCUGCCCCGCCUUCACCGCGAAAGAAAGCUCUCGCAUUACCGCCUCCCUCAAUCGACGACAACGACGCGGUCUCCAUAGGCACCUGGAAGGGCAAAUCACCAGCUUCCACCCUGGCGAACGAAGAACCUGAAGAAGGUACACCGGAAUACAUCAGACGUCGAUUCUUCCCUUCUGCCCCUUCCAAUAACCCAAAUCUCGCUUGGAUGGAGGAAUCUGCUCGACCAGGCUCCUCUGGUCCAGCUUCCACUUCAUUGCGAUUUGACCUCUCCGGAAAUGUUCUCCCUCCAUCACUUCACGACUCCCUUCCAACUCAUCUUGGUCUUCAUCAUCAUGCCCCGGACGAAACUGGCGUUCAACUGGCCGGAUACACACUGGAUGAUAUCUUUUUAAUGUCAAGAUCAGAGGUGAAGGCUCAACGCGCGGCUGCAAUGCGAAUGUUAGGUGGAAUUGCCGACUGGGCCAAUUUAAAUGAAGACCAAGCAGAGUUGAGACCUCGUGUCUUGGCUGCAGGUAUUGAAGCGAUGGCGGAACGAGGUAGUCUGGGACUUCAUGCUGUCGAAGUUGUCUGGAAGUGCCUGAGCGCAUAUGCAGUGCCGAUUAUUGCUGGAGUAGAGCUAGGAAUCACCAUUCCCUCUCUUCCUCUUUCGCAUCUCCUUCAACAGACAGCCACAGCCCUAGAAACGUCGGAGGAUCCCACUUCUUUAGGUCAUCUACUUGCUAUUCUUAGACAAUUAGCGAACACAAACAACGAUACUGCAACCGAAAUCGUCUCGACACCGUCGCUGAUCUCAAACCUAUUCCGAGCCUUCCUUCUUUCCAGCUCGCAUACUUCUACAGAGCACGCUAACGAGGCCUUGCAACUGCUAACGACACUUGCCUCCUCGUCACGUGCCAAUGCCAGAACACUCUGCGAGCCUGCUGACGCUCUCCUCCGUUUCAUCGCGAUUUUACCGCCGCCAAACCCACAUCUCGUCACCUCAACGCUGGCUUUUUACAAAACCCUUGCGUCAUAUGGUCUCUACUCGAACAUCGCCAGUACCGCACACCUUCCUCUUACCGAUCUUGCUCGGUAUAUCCACGACAAUCAUAGUCUUGCAGCUCCGUGGGCUGAAUUAUUAGAGGCGUGGAUUGUUUGUGCCACCGAUCCACAUCAUACCACUCCAGAGCAUGAUAUUCUUUGGAGCCAGGUUGUCGCUUGUGGCUGGGGUCAAGAUUUACUCGCUAUAAUGCCUAAGCUGGACGACAGCGAUGAUAUGGCUGCUGUAUGGCGUGCAACUGCGACGUGGCUCGAGGGGGCAAGGAUUAACGGCGUUCGAGCCGGAGAGGAAGAACGGGCCGAAUGUUUGGCGUCGGUGAAGGCUGGCUUUGAGACGGAAGGAGGCUUGGAACACAAGACCGUCCAAGCCGCGCUAUCAAAUUUAACUUCUGAGCUUUCUCUGAUUGAAGGAUCCGACCCUGAGAAGAUGGCCAGAAUGGGGCGUGUCGCAGAGACGUUAGCGGCCGCUAUUCGUCUGUGGCUUGCAUGUUUACCAACGUCGUCAACAAACCCGAUUUCUUCACCGCCAUUUCGGCUACCCUUCGAGCAACUUUCUGAAAUAUGCAGAAAGCUGGUAGCACAUCCGGUCUGGUCUGCUCUACCAGGUUCUGGUGCGGGAUACGCUGUCUAUCGACCGCUCAGCUCGCUCCUCGCCAGGUACCUCCGUCUUUCCAGACACCUUCCCAAUAUCUCUCAAGACGUGUGGAUGGCCCAGGCGCUUGCUGUCAUCGCCCGCUUGCUUCCUGGAGAUGAAGAUUUUGCAGUCGAGGUGACGAAUGAGUUGAUUGACUUGUUUACGGUCGAAUGGACCAAUGCUCGUGGCUUCGACAUGACCUUGGAGUUCUGGAAUAAGAGGGGUCUCAAAAUUCUCAAGCCCUUUCUUCCGCACGUUAUCCGUCCCACUCUGGAUGUCUUUGUGGGCCCUUCAACGACAUCUCCCAAUUCCAUAAAAUACUCCACGACACAGCGGCUCCCCACACAUUCAUCAGCUUUCUCGCGAGAGUAUGGCGUGCCUUUGCGAAGAGACUGGUCGCUGGCUCCUUUGGAUCAUCUACUUCGUUCAGGUGUCUCUCCUGCCUUCCAAAAUCUUCCACCGUCCUGGGAUGGCUCCGAAGUUGAUGUUACGCGUGCCGCAUUGCUGCUGACGAAUAUCUGUCGAGAAAUAUCAUCCAGGUAUUCGUUGUCAAGCUUCGUCUUGACCCGCGAAGAGGCGGUAUUUGGCUGCAUGAAAGUGUUCAUGCUUGAACACGGCCAGCCGCAUAACGAUUCGGCAGAGGAGGUAUUCCGUGAUCCGCUCGUCAACAAAUUGAUGGACAACCUGCUGAGCCGAUAUACGGCUGUCGCUGGCCUCCCAACUUCCCCAGACGACCUCGAACAAGCCGCCAUACCUUUCCUGGGGUCUUCAACCCCGUUCUACCAGUACUACACAGACUUCAUCGCACUCUACGAUGCAAUUUCCUUCUCCCACCCGACCUUUGCCCGUUUGCUGUUGCCGCCAACGACAAUGAAGUAUGCACCAGACUACCGUCGCCAUCUUUGGAACGACUUUGCGCAUGUGAUCAGAACCAUUCGCGUUACGCCGGAGACUCUCAUCGCCGGUGACCUCGGGGAGUACCUUUGGCCAGUAGAUUCGGACCCGCAAAUGCUCGGCGGGUAUCUCCGCGCGCUGCUGAAAGAUGGAGGGGUUCAAGACUUCUUGCGGCUAGUUGCCCUCCACCAUGUCGCGUGCAAUAUUUGGCCUGAUCUGCGGGAAAAUGGCGAGGACGAGCGGGCGGAGAAGUUGUUGAAGGCGGUCAUUGAGCAGGGGUCGCAUGACACUGUUGCGGAGGUGAUGCGCUACCGACAAGCUUCGAAACAACAUGUCUCUUUGCCCCCAGAUUGCUUUAAUAUACAUGAAAACCUUAGGAUCUCACGACUGGACUUCGUUCGUCGUGUGGGAGGCGAUGUGUUGGUGGAAAGGGUUCAUGGCUUGUUUUCGCAAGGGUAG
This is a messenger RNA of Mycena indigotica, 3534 nucleotides long. RefSeq lists its product as uncharacterized. Gene Ontology annotation, cellular component: nucleus. Bases 1 to 3534 code for a protein of 1177 amino acids. The record is from RefSeq and is a predicted model, not a curated record. NCBI's taxonomy places the organism in Eukaryota, Fungi, Basidiomycota, Agaricomycetes, Agaricales, Mycenaceae. The transcript is spliced from 2 exons. Gene Ontology annotation, biological process: transcription by RNA polymerase II.